UAUCUACCUUCAGCCUAUUUCUAUACAGCUUGACCGGCCCGCUCCACCCUCCCUUCCGCCUUCCGUAUCGUCAGCUUUAAAACGCUAUCGCCCCCCUCCUCAGCCAACAAAGAUGAAGCCCGUCGUAUCUUUGAUGAACGCUUGGUCCUGCGUGGUCAUAUCUCUCUUCGCCAUCGUCAUUCUCUCAGUCCUCGGAUCGCUAUUCCAAAGAGAACAUCACAGCUUCACCGGCGGUGAAGAAGAGCCCGAGAAUGGCGCCGCAGUCGCUGCCUCCAUCUACACCGCUGUCCUUGUAUACGUCGCAUUCUUCGUAUUCUGCGCCUUCCAGGCCUACCUGCACACGAGAAGCCGCAGGGGUGGCGCCAUCUCUUUGAGCUAAAUCCACUACACCCGGCCGGUGGUUCCGAGGAAAAAACCACCUGCUCUUAUGUGUCUUCCGCAAACCUUAUUCCCGCUCUAUACUACCGUGUUUUUUUUAUAUCCCUAUCUUGAAAUGAACGUCGUUUACAACUGCGUGUAGGCUUGCUUUGUCGGGUUCGGAUCCCCGGGGGGAGGAUCAUGGUUCUUUGUGAUCUAGGCGCUGGCUGCUGCAUCGUUCGACCCCCUUCCACAAAGAAGUUGCGUGGCUGUGUGGCAUCUUCCUCUCGCGGGGAGGGAGGUAGAAGAUUGAAUCACGAACUGCCUUGCUUUACAGGCACAGUAAGCGAUUUGAUUUGCUUUGCUUCUUGUCCUCGGCGGCAGGAGAAGGGGCACUAGAUCCGCCGCUAUCCGCUUCUUCCCUGAGCGAAGUGCCCGAUCCUCUUUUUACUCCAUUCUCUGCUGAUUUUGUUCGCUUGUUCAUUCUUCAUAGACCCAUGAAGAUGGUGUACGGUAUG
This is a messenger RNA of Aspergillus aculeatus ATCC 16872, 875 nucleotides long. RefSeq lists its product as uncharacterized. NCBI's taxonomy places the organism in Eukaryota, Fungi, Ascomycota, Eurotiomycetes, Eurotiales, Aspergillaceae. The record is from RefSeq and is a predicted model, not a curated record. The transcript has 4 exons. The coding region runs from base 113 to 379 and encodes 88 amino acids.